CCAUCAUCAUUCCCAGAAUGCACAGUGAGACGCCGAAACACGACCAGCCUCUGGACGCGCUGCUUAUCAUGGCGAUAUAACAUCUUUUCUUCCCCCUCGCCCCGAGACCUUCCCGGCAGCAACUCAAGGGUUUCUGCCUCCGCUUCAUGAAAACACACGCUGCGCCCGGUGCAGAGCGGAGAGCCGCCGCCGCCGCCGCCGGAGAUUCAUUCCAGAUUGGAGGAAGGACAUAGCGACCAGCGAGCGUCAUGGCAGCGUCGGAGCUGUACACAAAGUCUGCUCGGGUUUGGAUCCCCGACGCGGAGGAGGUGUGGAAGUCUGCCGAGCUCACCAAGGACUACAAAAAUGACGACGCCUCGCUUCAGCUCAUGCUGGAGGAUGGAACGACCAUUGAUCACAAGCUGGACCCCAAGACAAAGAACCUGCCUUACCUGCGGAACCCGGACAUCCUGGUGGGCGAGAACGACCUCACUGCCCUCAGCUACCUCCACGAGCCCGCCGUGCUCCACAACCUUAAAGUCCGCUUCAUUGACUCAAAGCUCAUCUACACCUACUGCGGAAUCGUUCUCGUGGCCAUCAACCCGUACGAGACGUUGCCGAUCUAUGGAACGGACAUAAUCAACGCCUACAGCGGGCAGAACAUGGGAGACAUGGACCCACAUAUCUUUGCCGUGGCAGAGGAGGCUUACAAGCAGAUGGCAAGAGAUGAGAGAAACCAGUCUAUUAUCGUGAGUGGAGAGUCGGGAGCAGGAAAGACUGUCUCAGCCAAAUAUGCCAUGCGGUACUUUGCUACAGUCAGUGGUUCUGCCAGCGAGGCCAACGUAGAAGAGAAGGUUUUGGCUUCCAACCCCAUCAUGGAGGCCAUCGGAAACGCAAAGACCACCCGGAAUGACAACAGCAGCCGCUUUGGCAAAUACAUCGAGAUCGGCUUCGACAAUCGAUAUCGCAUCAUCGGGGCCAACAUGAGAACAUAUCUGCUGGAGAAAUCCAGAGUGGUGUUCCAGGCGGACGAGGAGAGGAAUUACCAUAUCUUCUAUCAACUCUGUGCAUCAGCUAAUCAGCCUGAGUUCAAGAAUCUGAGGCUAAGCACCGCAAACGACUUCCUCUACACCAGGCAGGGCCGCAGUCCCGUCAUCGAAGGUGUAGACGACGCCAAAGAGCUUCGCACCACUCGCCACGCCUUCACACUUCUGGGUAUAAACGAGUCGUAUCAGAUCGGCCUGUUCCAGGUCUUGGCUGCUAUUCUUCACCUUGGAAACGUGGAGAUAAAAGACAGAGACUCAGACAGCAGCCUUAUUGCUCCCAACAAUCGUCACCUGACGGCGUUCUGUGAGCUGGUGGGCGUGACCUAUCAGGACAUGUCCCAGUGGCUGUGCCACAGGAAGCUGAAGACAGCCACAGAGACCUACAUCAAGCCCCUCCCCCGGCUUCAGGCCACCAACGCUCGCGACGCUCUGUCCAAACAUAUCUAUGCCAAGCUGUUCAACUGGAUCGUAGAGCAUGUGAACAAGGCUCUGGUCACCAACAUCAAGCAACACUCCUUCAUUGGAGUCCUGGACAUCUAUGGGUUUGAAACGUUUGAAAUCAACAGCUUUGAGCAGUUCUGCAUCAACUACGCAAAUGAAAAACUGCAGCAACAGUUCAACAUGCACGUGUUCAAGCUAGAGCAGGAGGAGUACAUGAAGGAGCAGAUCCCCUGGACUUUGAUCGACUUCUAUGACAAUCAGCCCUGCAUCAACCUCAUAGAAGCUAAAAUGGGCAUCCUGGACCUGCUGGACGAGGAGUGCAAGAUGCCGAAAGGUUCUGAUGACUCCUGGGCUCAGAAGCUGUACAACACCCACCUGAAGACUUGUUCUCUGUUUGAGAAGCCGCGCAUGUCCAACCGCGCCUUCAUCAUCCAACAUUUUGCUGAUAAGGUUGAGUAUCAGUGUGAGGGUUUCCUGGAGAAGAACAAGGACACAGUGAACGAAGAGCAGAUCCAUGUGCUGAAGGCCAGCAAGAAGUUCAACCUGCUGGUGGAGCUGUUCCAAGAUGAGGAGAAGGCGACCACCCCCACCGGUCAGGUGCCCGGUACCGGGGGCCGGACCCGCCUCAGCAUCAAACCGGACAAGGGCCGGGACACGAGCAGCAAGGAGCACAAGAAGACAGUGGGCUGUCAGUUUCGUAACUCUCUCCAAAUGUUGAUGGAGACUCUGAAUGCCACCACUCCACACUACGUCCGCUGCAUUAAACCCAACGACUUCAAGCUGGCCUUCUCGUUUGAUCCAAAGCGAGCAGUGCAGCAGCUCAGAGCUUGUGGCGUUCUGGAAACCAUCCGCAUAUCUGCGGCCGGCUUCCCGUCCAGAUGGACGUACCAGGAGUUCUUCAGUCGCUACAGAGUGCUGAUGAAGCAGAAAGAUGUACUCCCUGACAAGAAGCUGACCUGCAAGAAUGUUCUGGAGAAAUUAGUACAGGACCAGGAUAAGUAUCAGUUCGGUAAGACUAAGAUCUUCUUCAGGGCCGGCCAGGUGGCAUACCUGGAAAAGCUGAGAGCGGACAAGCUGCGUGCCGCCUGCAUCCGCAUCCAGAAGACCAUCCGCUGCUGGCUGGCACGCAAGAAGUACCUGCGCCAGCGCAGCGCCGCCAUCACCAUUCAGAGGUUCACCAGGGGAUACCAGGCCCGCUGUUUGGCGAAGUUCAUGCGGCGCACUCAGGCGGCCACCAUCAUCCAGAAGUACCAGAGGAUGUGUGUGGAGCGGAAACGCUUCAGGCAGAAGCAGGCUGCUGCGCUGGCCAUGCAGACCAUCCUCAGAGCCUACAUGGCCCGGCAGAAGUACCAGGCGCUGCUGCGGGAGCACAAGGCGGUCAUCAUUCAGAAGCACGUCCGCGGCUGGUUGGCCCGCUGCUGGUACAAGCGCUGCCUCGAGGCCAUCGUCUACCUGCAGUGCUGCAUCCGCAGGAUGAGAGCCAAGCGGGAGCUGAAGAAGCUGAAAAUCGAGGCUCGCUCGGUGGAGCACUUCAAGAAGCUCAACAAAGGCAUGGAAAACAAAAUCAUGCAGCUGCAGAGGAAGAUUGACGAGCAGAACAAGGACAACCGGGUGAUCAGCGAGAGACUGGUCUCUCUGGAGAGUUCGUACGCCUCAGAGAGCGAGCGCAUGCGCGGCGAGCUGGGCCGGCUGCGAGGGGUGGAGGAGGACGCCAAGAACAAAGCCAACCAGGUGUCGUCUCUGCUGGAGGAGCUGGAGAAGCUGAGGAAGGAGCUGAGCGUCACGCAGCAGGAGAAGAAGACCAUCGAGGACUGGGCGCAAAAGUACAGGGACGAAAUGGAAAAGAUGGUUUCCGAGCUGAAGGAUCAGAACGGCCUGCUGAAGAAAGAGAAAGACGACCUGAACCGGAUGAUCCAGGAACAGAGUCAGCAGAUGACAGAGAAAAUGACUCGUGCGAUCGCGCAGGAGACCCAGCAGCUGGAGACGGAUCUGAACGAGGAGCGCUCCCGCUACCAGAACCUGCUGACCGAACACCUGCGCCUGGAGGAGAAGUACGACGACCUGAAGGAAGAGCUGGCUCAAUCCAAGAACGUCUCCAAACCGGGCCACAGGAGAACAGACUCCACCCACAGCAGCAACGAGUCGGAGUACACGUACAACUCGGAGUACGCCGAAUUAGAAGACGGUUCCCGCGUUGGCGAAGACGUUACACGGGGAAUGGACACCUCGCUGACCCUGAAGCUGCAGAAACGCGUUACGGAGCUGGAGCAGGAGAAGCAGUCGCUGCGCAACGAACUGGAGAACAGAGAGGAGCAGUUCCAGCGGGCUAGAGCCAGGGAUGAUGCACAGUUCAGGAAGGCUCGCGGUGCAGAGCUGGAGUAUGAGUCCCUGAAGCGUCAGGAGCUGGAGUCGGAGAACAAGAAGCUGAGGCACAACCUGGCCGAGAUGAGGCAGAGCCUGCUGGGCGGUGCGGCCGCAAGGGCCGGCGCGCCGGGCUCGCCCGCCUACAAGGUGCUCCUGGACCAACUCAACGCUUCCUGUGAGGAGCUGCAGGUCCGCAAGGAAGAGGUGCUGAUCCUGCGGUCCCAGCUGGUCAGCCAGAAGGAGGCCCUGCACCACAAGGAUGAGAAGGAAACCAUGACGGAGCCUUCGGUGUUUGCUCAGGAUGUGAACAAACUGAAAGACGCCGACGAGUUGAAGCAAGCCUACGUUGGCCUCAAAGACACCAACAGAUCCCCCAGAUCAGUGCGUCCAGCGCUGGAAGUCAGUGACCUCCUGAGUAGGCUGAGAUCUGCAGCUCCAGACCUCCACAGGCUGAAUGAGGACGGGGAGCUGUGGCUGGUUAAUCAGGGCUUAAAGGAGACCACCAGGUUGCUGGAGCAGCAGCUGCAGACCCAGCGGAGGACGUACGACAGCGAGGUGGAGUCGCUGCGCGGCGAGCUGCAGAACGUGAAGGAGGAGAACAACCGGCAGCAGCAGCUGCUGGCCCAGAACCUGCAGCUGCCUCCCGAGGCCCGGAUCGAAGCCAGCCUGCAGCACGAGAUCACCCGGCUCACCAACGAGAACCUGGAACUCCUGGCCGACGACCCCACAGCGUCCAGAGAGGCUCGAGUCAUCAUAUUACGGCGGAUGGUUGAUCUGAUGGAGCAGCUGGAGAAGCAGGACAGAACCAUCCGGAAGCUGAAGAAGCAGCUGAAGGUUUACUCCAAGAGGAUCGGAGAGAUGGGGGCGGGUCACACCGAGGGACAGACGUCUCCAGGACAGAUGGUGGAGGAGCCCAUCCACCCGGUCAACAUCCCCCGCAGGGAGAAAGACUUCCAGGGAAUGCUGGAGUACAAGAAGGAGGAUGAGAUGAAGCUGGUUAAGAAUCUCAUUCUGGAGCUGAAGCCUCGCGGCGUAGCCGUGAAUCUGAUCCCAGGUCUGCCGGCCUACAUCCUGUUCAUGUGUCUGAGACACUCGGACUACGUCAACGACGACCAGAAAGUUCGGACUCUGCUCACGUCGACCAUCAACAGCAUCAAGAAGAUCCUCAAGAAACGAGGCGAUGACUUUGAGACGGUCUCGUUCUGGUUGGCCAACACCUGCCGCUUCCUGCACUGUCUGAAACAAUACAGCGGAGAUGAGGUCUUUAUGAAGCACAAUACAUCCAGGCAGAAUGAGCACUGCCUGUCCAACUUUGACCUGGCAGAGUACAGACAGGUGAUCAGUGACCUGGCCAUCCAGAUCUACCAGCAGCUGGUCAAAUGCAUGGAGAACAUCCUGCAGCCAAUGAUAGUGUCUGGGAUGCUGGAGCAUGAGACCAUCCAGGGCGUGUCCGGAGUGAAGCCCACGGGUCUCCGCAAGCGGACGUCCAGCAUCGCCGACGAGGGGACCUACACCCUGGACUCCAUCCUGCGGCAGCUCAGCGCCUUCCACUCCACCAUGUGCCAGCACGGCACCGACCCCGAGCUCAUCAAGCAGGUGGUGAAGCAGCUCUUCUACAUCAUCGGAGCCGUCACGCUCAACAACCUGCUGCUGCGCAAGGACAUGUGCUCCUGGAGCAAAGGCAUGCAGAUCAGGUACAAUGUGAGCCAGCUGGAGGAGUGGCUAAGAGACAAAGGGCUGAUGAACUGUGGAGCCAAAGAGACCCUGGAGCCUCUGAUCCAGGCCGCCCAGCUGCUGCAAGUGAAGAAGAAGACGGACGAAGACGCCGAGGCCAUCUGCUCCAUGUGCCACGCUCUCACCACCGCUCAGAUCGUAAAGGUCCUGAACCUCUACACUCCAGUCAACGAGUUCGAGGAGAGAGUUUCCGUUUCUUUCAUACGAACCAUACAGACCCGCUUGCGAGACCGCUGCGAGAGUCCCCAGCUGUUAAUGGACACCAAAAUGAUCUACCCGGUCACCUUCCCAUUCAACCCGUCCUCCCUCGCCCUGGAAACCAUCCAGAUUCCCACCUCCCUGAACCUGAGCUUCCUCACCAGGGUCUGAGCUGAAAAAUCCCCGGCCGUGACCGCCGCUGCCACCUACUGGGCCGAGACAGAUUCUAAAUAAUAAUUAUAGCAAAAAGCACUUCAAUAAAAUGUGGAUGCACACAAUCUGAAGAAACAUUUUCUGUCUAAACGCUGACAUGCACACACAUUGGUGUCACUUUCUAGCCUGUGUCGCGCGGAAACACGCGCUACUCUCCCCGUGCUCUCCAUUAAACGCCUGUAUAUACGCCUUGACCCGUAGAGAAGCCAUUGGAUAAAAUCAGUCAUCAGCAAGAGGGUCAGUGUUACCGAUCCUUCCUGGGUGUUUCCCGUCAUCGUUAAGCUAGGGGCUGUUCACGUCUGAGUCACGAGGGCAAAGCAGGCAGAGAUCUCAUCACACAGAGCUAAUUAGCAAACUAUCGCAAAAACAGCCGAGCGAUUGGGUUUUAUCCCCCUCUGAGCACAGACUCAUUGUCUGUACUACGUUAUUUAUACACAAAGAUAUCUAUAUAGAAAUAAAUAAUAUAUAUCUUGUAUUUUAUUUAUUGAAAUUAUGUUGCCAGCCUGUUUAAAGAGUACUGAACAGCUUUGCUUUAGCUGCACUGACGUACAAUAUGUAUGUCCUAGUAGAUUAAUUAUAUCAUAGUUAGAAGGUCUGGCGCAGAUUUUGAUUGGCUGUGUCUUUAACUCAGAUGUUUAAUGUUUAUUUCGGGCUGAAGUGAGGAGAGUCUAUAUGAAGGGUUAAACUCUGCUGAGGGCUUUAACCUACGAUGAGGUCCACUGUUUACAGCUCUGACCAGAACCGAGAAGACAAACCAGGAACAUUUAAACUAUACGGAAGCCCCAAUGUGCCACAAAUUCAUAAAUCAAAACAUAUUUACUUAUGUCAUUAUUAAAGUUGCUGCAUUUUAUAAAUAAGUAAAUUCCCAAUUAUGCAUCUCAAUUGUGAAUAUAUGAUUCAUCAAAUGUGAAAUUCUGUAAUUAGUCAUAUUUGAUCAUAUUUUAGAGUUACGUUUGUGAAUGUCAGUAAUCAGUUAACACUGUGUUGCGUAAACGCUGCUCCAGUUUCCUGCACAGUGUUGGCUCCGCCCAAUAGCAAACGAGAAAUUACUAACAGUGAAAUAAUUGUUUAUGCUUUUCAUAUAAAAUGCUUAUGUUUGCCAUAUAUUUUUGAAGACAUUACUUACAUUUACUUCUAAUUUUGAUGAAUUGGAACACAUUGAACUAAUCGAGUGAUUUAUUUAUUGAAUUGUGUCACUUUUGGACUUCCAUAUUCACCAUACCACCAACACUGCAGUAAAAGCACAGAUCUGUACGUACAACAUUACACUCAGCUUCUGUUUCUCCUUACAUUCUUCUGGUCAAGGCCCUGGAAAAUGUUCCCGUUUAUCUUUGUGUGCGUAUUUAUUUCAGUAUUGCCAUUUGUUUAGGGUUGUUUGUAUUGUAAAGCCAUAUAUUACUGAGCAGAAUGAAGAGACGUUUGUUGUUUUUGUAAGUAUGUUUUGCAGAAAUUGCCUGAUAUAUCUGUUCUAUGUUACUUUCUCUGCUUUACACCCACUUUUGCCUUCCUGUUUUUGUGACACAACAUGGGCAUUUGGUACAAAUUUUUGAUCAUCGCUGUCAUUUUAACUGCUGGCUCAGUGCUUAUCUGUUAGUCUUUUUUUUUUUUUAUUCACUGUACAAAUUGUUGAUCUUCAGAUAUCUUUACAUACUUGGUGCAUUAGCAAAGCAUAAGGCAUGAAGUGCUGCUGCUUUGUUCGUGUAACCUGCAUGGUUUAGGCUUUCCAGACGUCACCAGCUUGAGAACAGGAGCCUGCAUGUUAGGAAAACUAGAGAAUGGAGUCGAGUUCACCAGGAAAUGGGCCCAUGUUGUGACAAAGACUCUUCCGUCUUCCUCUGCUCCGUCUUUUCAGCACUUUCAGCCUACUUCCUGUUGUGCUGUUAGUACUUAAAGUGAGCCAUGUUCUGCCUCUUCUCCUCUUUUGAUCAUUAUUUCACCAAAAACACUACGCUUAGUAAAAUACCGUUUCUGUUUGGAUAGUCCAGUUGCAAAGUUUCUGUUGGAACUGGACUUUUGAGGCAAAUGAGAUGGAAAAAAAGAGAGCAGAGACACAAAAAGAGGCAGAGAAAUCUCAGUGACCCAGAGGAGUGACAUCUUUCUGAUUGGAUUUAAGAGAAAGUGCUACAUUUAGAGACGCACCAAUCAAAUGGCUUGAGAUCGGAAUCUGCCUACUUUUUCUUUUUUGGCAGGUUUAAUACUGAAAAAAAGUUAUUGAAUGCAUCAAACACUGUUUUCAAUCAUCAGCGUUUAAUUUGCUUUAUCUUGAAGAAAAAUCAAAGACUUUUAUGCUUUCAUUUUUAUGAUAUGUAGCCCUUAGAAGAAAAAACCUGAACCGGUAAAAGUAUAUCGACCUGAAACGGCCUGACCGGACUAUCGGCAGUGACGUUUUUACGUUAAAAACAUCCGCCUGCUCUCACUGGGACCACAUUUAAUAAUUCAGCCUUUUCUUUGUCUGGGUUUGUUUGUUGUGCAACAUUUCUGGCUUGUGCCAAGAGGUCAUAUCUGCUGGUUGUGUUUUUGAAGGACAGCAACAAAGGAGUCGAUCUACCAUUUGAAUGUUCAUGUUCUAUCAAGUGUAUCAUGAUUUUUAGCUGCACAUUGUAGAAGAAGCCUUAUCUGACUUUACUGGUUAUGUGAAUGACUUACACACACACACACACACACACACACACACACACACUGUCUUCUCCCAGUACAGGUUUUAUUUGUUCUCUCGCUGUUAAAUGAGUAGAAGUUGUAUAAAAUGUGAUCAUGCUGUUCUGAUGACGCCUCUUCUAGUCCUGCAGCUGGUGUAACACAGAUGGUUUGAACUGUUUAUUGAUGAGUUUGGACUGGAAAAACUGAUUUAGCAAAAUAAAAAACUCCCGCACUCAGUGGGAGCCGCGACGCUCACCCAUCGGUUGGUUUAUUUGAGAAGAAAAACGCCGUCGUCGCUUCGGUCCCCGUUUCCACACCGAGCAGAAAGCUGCUUCUAAGUUACGACCCGGACAUUAUAAAUGACCUUUGUUCUCAUCAGCACUAGAGUUACUUGUGCCGAUUAAAUAAACAACAACAAAAAAAUACAAAUAGUUUGGAGCCCAGCUGUGGCGGUACUGGUGCAAACAUGCUGAAGCCGGUCCCGGGUGUUUCCCUCUUUAAAUCAGUGUGUACAUUUGACGAACUGGACUGUUUGUAGUCUCUGGUAGCUGUGCUUCGUGAAUGUGUUCACCGUUAGCAAACUUGGAAUAAAAUUUCAACUCUGUAAGUAAAAUAAAAGAAUUCAGCACUG
Xiphophorus couchianus (Monterrey platyfish) is the source of this 9243-nucleotide messenger RNA. RefSeq names its product myosin VAa (gene myo5aa). NCBI's taxonomy places the organism in Eukaryota, Metazoa, Chordata, Actinopteri, Cyprinodontiformes, Poeciliidae. The record is from RefSeq and is a predicted model, not a curated record. Gene Ontology annotation, molecular function: ATP binding; actin filament binding; microfilament motor activity. The coding region runs from base 249 to 5933 and encodes 1894 amino acids. The transcript is spliced from 44 exons. Gene Ontology annotation, biological process: actin filament organization. Gene Ontology annotation, cellular component: myosin complex; membrane; cytoplasm.